This is a messenger RNA of Schistocerca americana (American grasshopper), 2003 nucleotides long. RefSeq names its product UBX domain-containing protein 4-like. Gene Ontology annotation, molecular function: protein binding. The record is from RefSeq and is a predicted model, not a curated record. The coding region runs from base 253 to 1416 and encodes 387 amino acids. Lineage: Eukaryota; Metazoa; Arthropoda; Insecta; Orthoptera; Acrididae. The transcript is spliced from 10 exons.
AAAGAUAUUACAUCAUGUUAUCAGUAAUGAACUAUAUUCUAUAACUAUUAACGGUAUUGGCAACUUCAUAAAAUAUAAACAUUCCAUUUAGAUUUCAUCACUGCCUUUACAAUCCCCACCAGUCCACCACUGUGCAAUAUUGUGCUGUUGUUUUGCGGGUUGUUGUCUAUGGGGCAAUGUUGUGGUAAUACGGUGUUUCGUAGCAAUCUGUGAGAAAGUCGCGGCGUCUGUUUUCGAGACAGCUGUAGAAGAAUGCAGCCGAUAUUAGGUGAUGGGGUUGUUACUGCACUGUCUUCGUUUAGAUCUGAGAACUCGUGGCUUAUGUUCUUCGUUGACGGUGGUGAUGGAGCCGGAAGAAAAAUAGCUGCAGUCCUGGAAUCUUGGUCAAGCACUUUGAGAGAUAAAAAUAUAGUAGUAAUGUCAACACUGUAUCACAGUGAAUUACAUUUACAGUUUGAAGAUGUCUAUGGACCAACACCACUGAAUACGGUGACAUUUGUUUCGAGAAGAGGCGCUGCUGUUAUUCGCUGGAAAGGCCAUGGGAAUAUUGAAGAGGUUGUUGAGGAAAUAUUAGGAAUCAACAGUGUUCCAGAUGCAGAACUUCGUGAGUUUGGUUACCCUUCAGAAGAGUUCGUGAGAUACCUCAUGCUAGGUAAUUCAGACAGUGAAGAGGUACCAGUGGCAAGUGGGUCUGCAAGUCCGCUUGAGAGCUUGGAGAAACAAAUACAGCCCAGCACGAAUAAAGAAAGGCAGCCGAGUGUGGAGAAGGAAAUGCAGGCCAGUGUGGAGAAGGAAAUGCAGGCCAGUGUGGAGAAGGAAAUGCAGGCCAGUGUGGAGAAGGAAAUGCAGGCCAGUGAAUUGUCUGGGAAGAAAAAUAUCCCAGGGCAGCCCAAGGAGUUGACAGUACUUCAGAUCCGCUGCCCAGAUGGUUCCUCAGUGACUAAAACUUUUAAAACUUCCAGUUUGUUAUCAGAAGUGAGGGAAGUCAUAGCAGCACAUUUUUCAUCUGAAGGUUUUGGCUUAGCAACAUCAUUUCCACGCCAUCAUUAUGUCAGUGAAGACUAUAGUAGAAAUCUUGGUGAACUGGAUCUUUGGCCUAAUGCAGUCUUGUUGAUAGUACCUGCAGAUCCUCGACAGGAGAGUAACAACAUGUCACUGCGGAGUUAUACAGCACACUUCAGUAGCUGGGCUUACUCACUGAUAAUGUAUAUGUGGAACAGAAUCAGCAGAUUUUUUCCAUUUACUGCAGGUGGUAAUUCACAACCUGAAACAAAUACCAGUGACAGAUUAGCAAAUGCACAACCUGGACCCUCUGGAUCACGGCACCGUAGCAACGUUCACACUUUGAGGGACAAAGAAAAAGAUGAUGAUAAAAGGAGAACCACAUACAAUGGAAAUUCCACACAACAGCUAUAAAGAAACAUUGCCAUUACAAAAAUGGCUUUGCACUAUUUAUUGGUGUGUUGUAUGUGACACGACUGAAUGAAGCAAAGUUUAAGCAGUUUCAGUUAGUAUCUCAAGAUAUUUAAAUGUGGAUUGAGAGUAUAUUUCUGCCAUUUCAAAUCUAUUUGAAAAAUAGUCCCAACACAGGACUGUUGUUUGAAGAGUUAAGACUUGAUCUCUUUUGGGGAACACCAAUAAGUCAUUUAAAAAUGGCUCCCAUUUGUACUGGCUGUGGCAUAAUGUUACUUUGUUAAAGUUUUAUUGAACUUUUAAUACAUCAAUGUAUUGUCUUGGAGCUGGUUAAGCAUCUAUUGAAGUUUUUACUGUUAACAUUUAGCAAUCUUGGAUUUAAGAAUGAUUGUAUGUUUUACUUGUGAAAAUGAAAUAUUCAUGAUCAGGUUGUUGUUUUUUUAAUACAGUGCACUUAUUGUUUGCUUUUUAAAAGAGUGAAUGUCAAAAAAUGUUCAUAAUUAUGUGUUAUAUUAAAAUUUGUUUAGUGUUGAAUGGUGAUAAAAAUUAUAAAUUGGCUGCGGUUUACAGGCCUCAUUUGAAGAUUAAAU